This is a messenger RNA of Lineus longissimus, 10141 nucleotides long. RefSeq lists its product as uncharacterized. The transcript has 46 exons. NCBI's taxonomy places the organism in Eukaryota, Metazoa, Nemertea, Pilidiophora, Heteronemertea, Lineidae. Gene Ontology annotation, molecular function: protein binding. The record is from RefSeq and is a predicted model, not a curated record. Bases 1 to 9246 code for a protein of 3081 amino acids.
AUGUUGAUCGACGUGAACUUUCUGACAGAGAAUGGAGCUUGGGCGGACAUAAAGGAUUGGGACACUAAUGGCGGCUGGAGGAAGUACCACGCGGGCAAGAGUUUCGACCAAAGCUUCACCAUUACUUUCGAUUAUGUGCUAGCUUAUUCGAACAGUGGAAGUUUUCUCGAAGUCGGUGAUCUUUAUCAUGAUACGCGCACUCUCUCAGCAAGCUGGGAUGGCUGGACAGACGACGAUUCACAGCUUGACCAUUAUGAAUAUGAAGUGUUUAAACUUACCUACGCUGACGGAGUGCUAAAGGAACUGUCUGCCCCUGUGACACAAGGGAAUCUAGAGAAAACGGUCACAUCUGUCGAGACAUCGGUCGACGAGGAUUACAUGUACUCCUUCGUAUUGGUACCGUAUGACGUAGCAGGCAAUUACAUCACAGCAAGGAGAAUCGUCUGGACCGACACGGAUACUGAACCAGAGGCAUUAGUAGGGACGGAGCUUGUUAUAUCCAGUGGAGCAGAUAACACAACCCUGGAAUGGCAACAUGACCUUGAUCAACCAAUGACCUUCACCUUUACGAAUCGCUACAUGAAUGUGCAUCAUCACAACCAACACCUCCUAGCUCCAGUCGAUACCUUUGUGCAGCAGGAUGCAAAAUACGACGACACUGUGGGUGACAGGCACCAUUCUGCCAUUACUAACCACCAAGCUGUUAUUCGGUUUGAGACAGCGUUCAAGGUGGAUCAUGCUGCCGGAUCAUCUAUCACUGAAGUCCCGGCUGACGAUGCCUUCAGUUCUACCAGCGACCUGUUUGCUGACACCCAGGAUCACACCAUUGCCAGAAACGAUGGUGACACGGUCAGAAUGUGGAUAAGAGCUUUUGAUUAUUUCGAACGAUAUGUCGAAGAAGAAAGGAUGAUCCACAUUGACUCGAGUAAGCCAAUCAUCCAGAACUUGUGGUUGUCAAGGGAGGGUGUCACCCAGCUGGCUGUGCAUAGGAUUGAUGAGCUGAACAACAUGACGAUCGAAUUUGAAGCCUAUGAUCUUCACAGUGGCAUAAAGGAGGUAUACUGGAAGGUUUUCGAUAACUACACCAACACUGAUGUCGUCCAUGGCCACCAAAAUAUAGGGCACCAGGGUACCUACGAUACAAUUGAAGCCUGCCAAGCAGCUCAUUCCUCAUCAGCCUGGGGUUCUGAUUGUUACUGUUGCCCAAUUAAAGGUUGCUUCCACCAGGAUUUCCUGAUUGUACCUUCUAUUUCAAACGAUAACGGUCUCUACUCUGACAAGUGGAGGGGCAAUCAUGAUCACGAUUACUACCUCUACAUAAGAGUUGUAAACUGGGCGAAUCUCUGGCAGGAACUGGACUUUCAGAUCACGGUUGAUAACAGUCCACCACACACCGGUGCCAUCCACGACGGUGCCCAGGGAAGCCCGGAGGUUGAUUAUCAGACAUCGACAACCAUCCAGGGACAUUGGGAUGGCUUCUUCGACAGGGAAUCGGGAAUACGAUUUUACCAGUAUGCCUUCGGUGACCAUUGUCGAGAUGCCGGCAUCUUCUCGAUUAAUUAUGACGACAGUGAUGUUACGCAAACACCUGGCCAGACGUCCAACACAUGGACAGCCCCGGGAGACGGUACCUACUACCUUACAGUAGUUGCCUUCAAUGAAGCCUUGGAAAGGUCUCAGCCAGUUUGUAGCGAUGGCGUCAUGAUUGACAAUUCGGCCCCAUUCAUCAAGGAAAUAGCUAUCGAUAAUCUCAAAAUGAAGGAAGGUCUUAUAAAAAAUUCUGCAGGGGAAGUUUGGGUGGUCAGGACAGAUGGACAUAUAUUCCCGAUUGAUAGUCCGAGCUCCGCCUGCAGUGGGAAAGCAACAACUGCGGCUAACUUUGACCUGUAUCCUUUAUGGAGGUUCGACAACGGCACCAUUCGAGAAACUGGCAACACCUCAUGGUGUGAAUCAGAUUCCGCUGUUGGUCUUGGAUCAGGUUACAACUCGUAUCUUAUUGAGGACAAUUACAUGUCAAUCAACUGGACAGGUGGGGAUGGCGAGAGUGGCAUCAGAGAGUACUAUUUUGGAAUCGGUAGCACUGGCUGCAGCGCUCCGGAUAUUCUCGGCUGGCAGCAGUCAAAGAAGGGAGGCCGGUUCUUCCAGUAUCACACCGGACUAUCUGCGGGGACCACGGUCUAUGCUUGUGUCAAGGUGAUAAACCAAGCAGGAGUUGACACUGUACAGUCUUGGGGACCCAUGAUUGUUGAGGUGACUGCACCAAGUAUAUCUGGGUCUGCACCAACUACGACCUUAGAGAAUGGAUACCUCGUCACGACAUGGACAAGUUCAGUGUUCACUGACUCUCAGGACAAUGAAGCACUUAUUAUUGAAGUGGCAUACGGUGAAAAUGAGGCCGGUAAAAAUGCUAAUCUAUUAGACUGGGCCCCAGUACGAUCUGGCGGGAGCUGUACUGUCGAGCCGUCAACUACUUCCACAUGUACGGCCGUGGCCGUGACUGAACUCAAGUGGUCUCUUCAUGGACUCCGAUCAUAUGUUCCAAGUAUAAGGGCAACUAAUUUCGCUGGUUAUUCCGCCGAGGUGAAGGGAGCUGCGUAUGUGCAUGAUGCCGAGCCUCCGAAUGAAGGCAUCGUGAUUGAGAUUACUCCAGCUUCCGAUGUCACCGAAAGGAAUAUUGUCUUCGGGAAAGCCGAUGAUAUAGACCAUCAAACAACUAAGAAUCAGCUGAUAAUAGAAUACUGGGGUUUCGAAAGACCAAAUGCACCAACUACCUACCAAGUUGCCGUGGGCACGACACCCGGCGCGGUUAACACUCUCAACUGGCAAUCAACAACCACACAGAGACAGGCACUGGUUGUUUCCUUGCAGGAUUUUACGACUUAUUACGUCAGCAUUAAGGCAACCAACGACUACGGAGAAAUCACUGUGACGUCAGAUGGUGUGAGGGUUAUGUCAACUGGUGCAACUCUCAACGGCAUCACCAUUUUAGAUGGCCUCUUCUGUGUUUCUCCAACCGCGUCAGUUGACCUUUCCAACCAUGACCAGGACAACCGCCUCGCCUGUGUUGAUGACAUCGAGUUUCAGGCGUCACGCACUGUGGUUGCCGCUCACUGGGCCAUCCCACUCAGCCUUGCUCCUUAUAUCAGUACCACCUGGUGGAAGAUUAUGGAAAUGGAAGAUGUAGUCGACAUAACCUCAUGGCGUGAGUUCCGCGUGUCGGAAGAGAUUGGCCUGACGUAUGAGAUUUCUGACGCUGAGGUAUAUAUGACCCCAGGCCGUCGAUACAAGGUGGAGGUGACAUUUUGCUACGACCAGAUCUGCUUCGCUUCGCUGCAGAGUAACGGCUUCCAUCUGAUAUCAAGCCCACCGACCGCUGGCUUAAUUACUGUCGAGUAUCAGGAACCACAGACGUUGGUUGUUUCGUUCGAGAAGAUGUUUGACCCUGACGUGCCAGCGAACUAUCGUGAUGUGGCCGAGACAAUGAUGAACUACUAUGAUUGGUCACUUUCGGCGGGUGGCCAUGACGGUCGACUAAUCCACCAAUGGGAACAGCUUGGUUCAGUCGAUGAACACAAUGUUACCUGGGACCAGUUCACGGUGACAUUAAACAAUCCACUAUCGUUUACGGAGUGUGUGCUGGUAGCUGUGAGAGGUUGGAACAAGGUCAACAUGUUCACCAGUAUAUCAGCAGAAGUCAAGGACUGUGACGCAUUUGAUCCUAUUCUCAUCAAUCCAAAAAUGGUCAUCGACGCAGUGGGAACACAGAAGCUUGACGAAGACACUGAUGAGCCGAUCCACCAAAACGGCGCCCCUAUCUGGAUGGAGCAGAAUGCCCAUUGGGAAGUGGAGGACCAGGACUACUCGCCGUGGACCAAUAUUCUGUCCGCAGUAUGGCCAACACUCAGGCACAGGAACUACACCUACGCCGUCAUAAUGGACAGUUCUCUCAAUGCAUACACCCACUAUAUUCGGCCUGAUGCCAUGAGUUACCCAGAUCCGUGCUCACUUCCAACUGCCAUUGCAUGUGGUGAAACAAGUAAUGAAUAUGUGAACGUGGAGUUCCCAGCUGGUACCUUGAUCCACGGUAGACGUUACUACAUCUGUAUCCACGCCAAAGCAGUUAACAUCGAAUUUGAAAAGUGGACUCAAAUCAUUCCCGAAGCGUAUAACUGCUCUGAUGGUGUCACUGUUGAUCUAACUGCGCCAACCGAAGGAGACGUCUGGAUUGGAUUCGAUAAGGGAGCAGCAUUCACGACGAGCAUCUCUGAAAUGUACGUCAACUGGGACACAUUUGUUGAUGUAGAGGAACACAACAAGGCUCCUCACCACGCCGGGAUUGCAUUUUACGAAUAUGCCAUCGGUACCACACCCAAAGGUAUCGAUAUACAGGACUUUACCAAUGAAGGUCUCAGCAAUCAUGGACGGGCUCAUGGCAUCUCUCUACAGAAUGGCUAUACCUACUAUGCCAGUGUUAGAGCUACUGAUUUCGUUGGCCUUGAGACGGUUGUGACAUCCGAUGGCAUUACGGUAGACACCACACCUCCACUGAAAUCUGACGCCAAGAUUGAUAUUGGUCACAGGGUGCACACGUCUAAGACAUCUGUGACGGCUAGUUGGAUUGGUUUAUUUAGUGACGCUGAGUCUGGCAUUGCGUACUACAUGUGGGGUAUCGGCUCCCUUCCCGGACAGGUAGAUGUGAUGACCUGGGAGAAGGUUACAUCGGAUACUGUUGUCUCUCCUCCGAACGAUCCACUCUCGCUUAAGGAAGGACUCACAUACUAUGUCUCAGUCAAGGCUUAUAACAAUGCUGGUCUCUACAGCUCUGCCAGUUCGUGGGGGGCUGUCGUUGACAGCUCUUCACCUGUGAUUGGGGUAGUUCAUGAUGGUGGUGAGAUAGACCUUGACUACCAAACCGAUCGCUCUGUCCUCAUUGGCUGGUGGCAAGGCUUUGAAGAUCCCCAUUCGGGCAUGUCCCACUAUAGUUGGAUGAUUGGAACUUGUGAGGGAUGCGAUGACGUGCUUCCAGAACAAUUUGUUGGUCAAGAAACAGAUGCCUCUGCCACGAACCUUGACCUAGUUGCUGGUCACAUCUACUACAUCACCGUGGUAGCUUGCAAUCUGGCAGACAUGUGCGUUCAGAAGUCAUCAGAUGGCAUAAUCACUGAUGACACACCACCAAUUCCUGGAGUCGUCUAUGAUGGUCUGAGCGGCUCCGAUAUGUUGUAUCAGGUUUCAGAGACUAAGAUAGGCUGCAAAUGGUGGGGCUUCAAUGAUCCAGAGUCCGGAAUUGAUCAUUACCAAUGGUGGGCUGGUACAACUUCGGGGGGAGACAACGUAGUUAGUGCCACCUAUGUAGGUCCUACUGGUUUGGCCUUUAAGACAGGAGUCAGUCUGCCCAUUGAUACAAGGAUUUACAUCACCGUCAAAGCUACCAAUCACCUUGGAUUGUCCUCUCAGAGAACAUCCAAUGGAUUUAUCGUCGACAGCACUGCACCUAGCUUCACCAUGAAGCCACGCUUAUUUAAUGAGGCAGGCUCGGGAGCUGCUGAUACCCAGAUCUAUAGAAGUACCUUGAAGGCUGUGUGGCAAUCACAGGAUGCGGAGUCACAUGUUAAGGACCAAUACAUUUCUCUAUAUACACAUCUUAAUGGUGAAUUGACUGCACCUACUGUUCAUAUUCCUGGCACAGCUCGCGACUACACAUUCACCAACGUGUCUCUCUAUGAUGCUGGCAAGUACAUUGUACAUGUCAUCGCCUGUAAUACUGCAAGACGCUGCACAGCUGACGAGAGCUUGGAAAUCAUGGUAGAUGCCACCCCACCUUCACGAGGCAAUUGGGCCAUUGAAACAAUGCACGCUGCCCGUCUGACAAGGCAUCAGGACGGCUGGAUGAGGUGGACAUCAAACAACCUUAAACUCUCCUGGCUCGGAUUUACUGACCUCCACAGCGGUGUGGUUAGUUAUAUGAUUUCCGUUGGAAGGGGGCCAUUUGGGACCGAAAUGACUUCGAAUGGUUUCCGAACCAUAUCCCAUGCUAAUACAGGUGUUGACAAGGCCGACGAAGGAAAGGUCCAGACUGCUGACGUCAGCCUUUCUCAGACAUUGAAUAGUAAUGACCAAAUUUACAUCACCAUGUAUGCUAUUAACGGGGCAGGAUUAGAAAGUCGGUAUAUCAUGAAUGAGUUCAAGGCAGUGCCCGGUGGCCACUUGAACCUUAUGCGAAGAUGCACUGCACAAAGUUGUGAGGGAGAUUGCGUGUGCGCAGUGGAGGACCAGCGAUGUGCAGAUCGAUUGGGUUCAUGCGUUGACCAAUCGGCAGGUACUUCGAACACCGAAUACGAUGUGUUGGAUGUCCUGGAUUUCAAUUGGAAUGGAAAUCAAAUCGACGUUGAUUACACCCCAUCUAAAUGUACCCUGAUUGGACGAUGGAAUGUAAAGACUGCCAAAGGAAAGGCUGCUAUUAGAUUUGAAUGGAGUGCUGGCUAUUAUGAUGAACCAGAACCAGCGGGCAUCUUUGAUAUCGCCACAGAGGUCGUCUGGCAUAAUGUUGGCAUGUCCACUCAUGCUAUUCUGGCACUUCCAAGGACAAAGACACUCGAUAUCCAUACGAAAUAUAAGUUUUUUGUGCGGGCCUGGUACUCAUCCACAGAGUAUGCACAGUUCACAUCAGAUGGCGUCAUCCCUGAUGUCAUGCCGCCCGAGAUCACGACUAUCAGAGGUGCACAGGUGAAGGAUCUCAUUGAUAUCAGUCACGACUGGGACGUUGACUUCACAUCGCAAGGAGAUUCUCUUGCUGUCACAUGGAAAAACAGAUUCCGGGAUUUCAGUGACGCUCUUAGUUUCUUCAAUGUGUCCAUCAGUUCCUAUCCUGGAGGCGAGGAUAUAAAGGCUUUUGCCCAGGUUAAUGGUGGAGUAGGCGCUGAGAGAGUGACAGUUACAGGCCUUGCCAUGAACCAAGGAGACAAGUACUAUAGUAAUGUAGUCGCAUAUAAUCAAGCUGGUCUCCACAGCACAGAGCAUUCUGAUGGUGUUGUUAUAGAUACGACUGUGCCUUUGAAGGGCUACAUUGAAGAUGGUCUUGGACUACACGAUCUAGAGUACACUAGUGAUGCUGCUAUCGUAUCUGGCAAGUGGCAUGGCUUCACUGACACCGAAUCGUUUAUUGACCGGUACAGUUUCUGUGCCGGUUCAACUGAUGGGCCAACCGAUUGCGGUCUAGCUGCAUGGCAGGACGUAGGUUUGAAGACGGCAUAUUUUGUCCAUCUCCAGGCACCGAUAGCGACAGGUGGAAAAUAUUACACCAAGGUCAAGGCUGUAGAUGCUGCAGGACUCUGGUCAGAUGUAGCAGUUUCAGAUGGAGUCACAGUCGAUACCACUUCACCGAUCUCACUUAAGAAAUUCUCAUUUGGCAACAAUUUGGUGCAGAAUCCAUCUUUCGAAAGUGCGGGGUCGUCAGCUUUAGACUUACUUAAUUUGGACUUUGAGGACCUGAGUACGCAAUCAAUGACUCCAGCUAAUUGGAUUCUAGAUACGACAGAUACAAAGUGUGCCGUCUUGAGUGGCUCGGACAAUGUGGCACACCAGGGUUCAAAUUUUGCUAUAUUCUAUGGCUCGUUAAAACAAUCUGUCUCCGGUUUAGCUUCCGGUGAGAAGUACAGGCUAAGAUUCUACACGAGUCAUAUCUUCCCGACCCACACUCCGUUGCUGACAUUGGAAGGGCGUAUCGAAAUUCCCGGAUACAACCAUGUUUUCAAGCUACACAAUCGUAUAUCGCGUCAUGACAGCACCGUGGAGAACAGCAUGGAGUCGCUCAUCUGGCAGGAACAUACAUACUACUUCCAUGCCACUGGAAGCAGUGAGGAUAUCAGGAUAUCUACCAUUGGGUAUAGAAAUGGCAUGGCUUUAGAUAUGGUGUCUGUGGAACUCAUGUCUAUUGGAGAUAGGACACCUCACCCUAUUGCUAACCCUUGGAGUGCACUGCAGACUCCCAUCCACGUGCACACGGUCUUGAUUAGUGACUGGACAUCGGUUCAUGCUGCAUGGGACUUCAUUGAUGUCGAGUCGCCAAUUGUGGAUUACACCUGGGCCGUUGGUACGGUCAGAGGAGGCACCCAACUUCAAGGCUACAAAUCCACUGGGAGAAUUAACUUUGGGGAGAAUGUGGAUCUCCGUCUUGAUCACAACUCGUAUGUUUAUGUGACAGUUGUGGCAACAAAUGCAGCUGGUCUCCACACCAUGGUCUACUCCGACGCCAUUCUAGUUGACUUGAAACCGCCAGUUAUCGACUUUGUCUACGACUCGGAGAUGGGUGACGAUAUUGAUCUCCAAGUCGAUCCAAAUGUUGGGGGCAAUUGGAACGUCAGUGAUGUUGAGUCAUUGGUCCACUAUUGCGAAUACUGCAUUGGGUUCAACCCAGGUUCAUCUGAGGUCAUGACAUGGACGAAACUUGCUCACGGCGUGAAUAACUUUGUUGAGAACAUGGAUACGGCUUUAGUUGGAGGGAGAAAGAUCUUCACAACGGUCAAGUGUUAUAACUUUGCUGGAUUCUCUAGCAUGAUGUCCUCCAAUGGAAUUAUAGUUGUGGUCAGCCCACCUAAUGUUGAUAAUGCUGAGUGUCAUGUGGUGCAGACGUCACCCACACCGUUCCCAACCAGGGAUCUAUAUCAGAGCAGGACGGACAACGUGCAACUUGUCUGGACGGGAUUCGUGGAUCCAGUAGGAAUCGACUUUUAUCAGAUCCAAUUGACAGGUGAAGGUAUCUGGAAGCCAGUCUGGUAUAGAGUGGCGGAGAAUGCACAGAACUAUCUAAACAUCAGUAAUAUGAACCUAAAGACAGGUCGAGAGUAUACCUUGCAUGUAAGGGGCGUCAAUGCCAUGGCUAUGGCCAGCGAUUCUAUAUCGACAUCUUUCAUGGUUGAGACUGAGACGCCAACAGUAACUUUGACUGCCGGGAAUGAUACUGGUCUCCACGAAACUUGGGUCAUGAAGGAUGUAAAAUUCCAGUUCCAGUGGGAUGGAAUUUUCGGCAGUUCUACAGAAUUGGUUUACGAAGUGACUGUGGGAUCAACCGAGGGCGGAAGUGACAUCAUCCAGUGGCAGGAGACAAAGGGAACAACGAUGUUGGUCAAGGUGGACGAUGUGCUCAACUCGAAACUUGAAGCAUAUUAUGUCACUGUCACCGCGAUUAAUCCGUCCGGUCUGUUCCGUACAGUCAAUUUCAUCAUAGACCCUGCUGGAAUGUCCUAAUUACUGCAAAACAUUAAAGCUUCUUUUGUAAUAUUGCUAAUUACCUGAAAACAAUUAUGAAUCGCUAGGUGGUGCAAUAGGUUUGUUCCCAAUCUUGUGAAUUUGGGCAAUCUGAAAUGACAGCAAAGUGAGCGACCGCCCGGUUUGAACCUACACGUUGUCAGUUAUGAGUAAAUCUGGGGUCGGCAUUUGAUAUUUGUUUGUUAUUGAAGAUAAUGUGCUCAUGUGACAUGGGAGUGUUAGUAGAAAUAAACUGGGUAAGAAGGAAGGUACUCUCCGUCACUUCAGAAGUAAAUGAGACAACCAUGAGUGACCCCUAGCAUACCACGAUCUGUUACACGGACUGACGUUAUGCAAUCCCGGUCGUUGUGAAGUUAUUUUAAGUGGCAUUCAUGCUCUUUGGCAUUUCCAGGAAAAAAUUGUCAUCGGACACCACUUUUAUUUCUUUAACCUCUCUCUUGCUAAAGGUCUGACUUUCACCUAGGAUCAAGAUCAACAUUAUGACGAGGUUUUUUUUAGAUAAAACUGAAAAGUGACGCACAGAACAGGGGUCGUUUUAAAAAUCAGCCGACGAGCACCGUUCCACUUAAAACACGGAGCGACAGGACUGGGUAUUGAUGUGAAUGUACAUUAACUACUGGUAUUUUUUUCUAUAUGUGAAUAUUUUUCAAUUACAGUCAUGAUUGAUUCAUACAAUCAAUGUCGGAGGGUAUCCCAGUGAUCGCAGCGAUUGAUAUGUACACUUGUACAUUCUGUUGUUUCUGGUGACAAGAUAGCUUAUAACUUAUUGCAGGUUGCAAAUUCAGGCCGACUAAACAUGUGUUUUUUCAUUCUUUCUUUUGUGAUUGAUAUCAUUGUAUGCUGUUUUGAUUAGCAAUAUCUGUGAUAAAAAAUG